Didymodactylos carnosus is the source of this 1296-nucleotide messenger RNA. NCBI's taxonomy places the organism in Eukaryota, Metazoa, Rotifera, Eurotatoria, Philodinida, Philodinidae. The record is from the annotation of a GenBank genome assembly.
AUGAAAGACGGAAAACGUCAGAAAACUCUCAAGAACGAAAUUAUAUGGCUAUGGUGUGCAGAUAUAUCGUCGAAGACAAUAGCAUGGACUGUUGGAUGCAGCCGAUCAACUGUUGUUGACUGGUCUAACUUUUUACGAGAAGUCUGUACCGAAAAACUUAAUGUUGCCCCACAAAUGGGAGGCACUGAAGAAGUUGUCCAAAUUGACGAGGCACUUUUUCGUGAUAAGCUAAAAUACAACCGCGGACGACUUUUACUUGGUAAUCAAAAUAAUAACAACAACACAACAAAUGGACUGAUUACGAACCUUACACACGAAAACAGAAAAAAUUCAAGCAGAUGGCUUAGUUGGGCUCCCAGCGACCGCCGACCGAAGAUAAAAAUGUCUAAGAAGGGUACGGCAAUGACUUAUGUUCCUGAUCAAACUAGUAAAUUAUUUUUGAAUUUAAUCUCUAAUUGUUUACGUAUGAAUGGAAACGGUUAUCCUUUACCAUCGUCAAUAACGCAGAUGGUAACAGAAUAUAUUCGGUUGGAAAUUCGUACAAUCUAUUUGAAUUAUUUUUCUUGUCAAUCAUCCAAUUAUUUAUCAAAAUCGCUGUUUGGCAAUCUUUUAUAUUUAUUGAGACAUAAUCAGACAAGAUUAAAACGUUUAAGGCAAUAUAUCAGAAUAAAAGUGCAAUCAAAACAUUUAACAGAACAGAACGAAACAACAACAACAAACAUGACCACUACAUCGAAAUGGUCCAUUUACGAACGAUUUAAUAAUUUAUGUGGAACACUGGCUAUCAAUAUAGAAGAAAAACAAACAAAUGAUAAUAUAUGUAUCAAUGAUGUUGAUGGUAAUAUGGAAUGUAUCGAUAAACAACGUUAUCGUCAGUUUUCUCGUUUCGAUUGUUAUUGUAAAACAUUAAAUGAAAAAGAAUAUCUAGAAUUAAUCGAAACACAACAUCGUCUGUUUGCUCGUCUUCAUUAUUGUUCAGAUAAAAAUAUUCUCAAUUGGUUACAAAUACCACUUGAAAAAUAUGCUUCAAAAUCAUCCACAACAGUUCUUUCAAAUGAUUUACAUUUAUCGGAAAUGAUUAUAUUCAUGCUGAAAGAAAUCGUAUUGGAUUUAGCUGAUGAUUGUCUAGUGAAACGUACUUUAACUAAUCAGAAUGAUCAAAAAGCAAUACAAUAUAUAGAAAUGAAAAAUAUCUUUAGACGAAAACAAUUGAAACAACAUUUGCGUCUGCCAUAUACCGGAAGAAGAGUAGAUGCUGGAAUUAAACAAACCAUUUUUUGCUCUUCAGCAGGUUAA